AUGGAGUCGGCAGUUUCUCUGUUCCAAGACCAUAUCGUGGCGAGGGCGGCGUCGACAGAAAUGCCCAUGUGCGCGAAGAAGUGCCUGAUUGAAUACCUGCCACAAUCAGCAUGCCAUGUGGCGUCCAACAUCACGUGCAUCUGCACCAACGCGCCCCUCACGGCACAGAUGGGAGCAUGCGUGCUGGGGGGCUGCUCGACCAGGGAUGCCCUGUUGACCAAGAGGUUCGACGCAGAAACGUGCAACGCGCCCGUCACCGACAACUCAAUGGGCCUCAAGGUGAUCACGCCGCUGUUUGGCGUGCUCGCCGUGCUCUUCUGCCUGUGCCGGGUGUGGGCGCGGUCGCUCACCGGGCUGGCCGCCUCGUGGCAGACCGACGACUGGAUGUGCCUCGUGACGACAAUCUUCUCCGUCCCGCUGACGGUGGUGUCGUACCUCUUCGCGGCCCACGGCCUGGGGCGCGACCUGUGGAUGGUCGACUUUGACGACAUCACCUUUGUGCUCGAGAUGUACUACUACUCGGAGAUCCUCUACCUCGCCGUCGUCUUCAUGACCAAGAUCUCCAUCUGCUACUUCUACCUGCGCAUCUUUCCCAAAAAGGAGUUCCGCGUCCGCGUCUUCACCGUCAUCGGCAUAUCCGCCGCCAGCGCCGUCGCCUUCAUCGUCAUCACAAUCUUCCAGUGCUGGCCCAUCCCGGGGGCGUGGCUGCACUGGGACGGCACCUACGAGGCCGAGUGCCGCUCCGUGCAGACGCAGGCGCUGUGGGGCGCCAUCGUGUCCAUCAUCCUGGACGUGGCCACCAUCUUCCUGCCCAUGACGGAGCUCUGGGCGCUCAACAUGUCGCUGCGCAAGAAGCUUGGCGUCAUGACCAUGUUCGCCACGGGGGUCUUCGUCGUCGUCGUGCAGGUGCUGCGCAUCGUCUACCUGCUCAAGUUCUCGGCCUCCGCCAACUUCACGCACGACUACACCGCCACCAGCAUCUGGUCCAACGUCGAGGUCUACGUCGGCAUCAUGUGCGCCUGCUUCCCGCAGUGCCGCACCCUCCUCACCCGCUUCGGCCCCAAGAUCUUCAACUCCACCAAGGGCGCGUCCACAAAGGGCGGGCCCGAGCCCGGCAUCCGCGUCACGACAAAGAUACAGAACAAGUUCUCCCAGAGGCCCUCCCGCGACGACGAGGCGGAGUUUGUCGAGCUGCGGUGCGCCGCUGGGCCGGAUGGCUUCAACUCGACGACCAACCUGCACCGGACGCCUGAAAAGGAUGGGCCGGGGUUCAAGGAGACGGUUUGA
Diaporthe citri is the source of this 1287-nucleotide messenger RNA. RefSeq lists its product as uncharacterized. The record is from RefSeq and is a predicted model, not a curated record. The transcript has a single exon. Lineage: Eukaryota; Fungi; Ascomycota; Sordariomycetes; Diaporthales; Diaporthaceae. Bases 1 to 1287 code for a protein of 428 amino acids.